Messenger RNA from Onychostoma macrolepis, 4961 nucleotides. RefSeq names its product adenylate cyclase activating polypeptide 1a (pituitary) receptor type I (gene adcyap1r1a). Gene Ontology annotation, molecular function: G protein-coupled peptide receptor activity; peptide hormone binding; vasoactive intestinal polypeptide receptor activity. Bases 247 to 1644 code for a protein of 465 amino acids. NCBI's taxonomy places the organism in Eukaryota, Metazoa, Chordata, Actinopteri, Cypriniformes, Cyprinidae. Gene Ontology annotation, cellular component: plasma membrane; neuron projection. The transcript has 14 exons. Gene Ontology annotation, biological process: cell surface receptor signaling pathway; adenylate cyclase-modulating G protein-coupled receptor signaling pathway. The record is from RefSeq and is a predicted model, not a curated record.
UGCUGUGCUCUGAUGUUCAGUGAUGCUGGUGUCUCUCAGUGCAGGUGAUUGUCAGCAGCAGUGAGGGAAUCACCGCUCUCCACUCUCACGCUCCUCCAGAGCUCCACAGACCUUCAUUACUCCAGUCUGUCGAUGUGAGACGCGGAUGACAAAGUUGAAAUCGCAGGUGCACGAAUCGAACCGUCCAUUUGCAGACGUCGCGGCGAAGAAGAGGGAUUAUAUCGCGAGCCAUUCUGUGAUGGCUUUAUGAGGUUGUGUGUGAGAUCUCUGGGAACAAUCGUGAGCAGAAUGCAUAGACACGUGACAAGAGAGACCUUCCUCGUCCUCUUCCUCAUCAUCAGCCUGAUGUGGCCCAUACAUUCAGAGUUCUCCAACUGUGUGAUCAAACGUGAGGAGGAGAGAUGCUUGGAGCGAAUUGCGCUGCACAACCCUAAAGAUGACGAAAAGUUUGAGUGUCCGUGGGAGUGGGACAAUCUGACCUGCUGGCAGGCGGCCAGUGUCGGCGAGGUCGUGAAGGUCAGCUGUCCCGAGCUCUUCGAGUUCAUGAGUCCAGAGGAAGGACUCGGCAUUAUCAGCAGAAACUGUACGGAGUUCGGUUGGUCUGAAACGUAUCCGCACUAUGUUGAUGCCUGUGUCGUUGGUGACAACACAACCAAACCUGACAUGUACUAUGCGUCUGUGAAAGCUCUCUAUACGGUGGGCUACAGCACGUCUCUGGUGUCUCUGACCACAGCUAUGGUCAUUCUGUGUCGCUUCCGCAAGCUUCACUGCACCAGGAACUUCAUCCACAUGAACCUGUUUGUGUCCUUCAUCCUGAGAGCCAUCUCUGUGUUCAUUAAAGACGGGGUCCUGUAUGCUGAGGAGGACAGCGACCACUGCUUUGUUCAUACUGUGGGAUGUAAGGCAGUGAUGGUCUUCUUCCAUUACUGUGUGAUGUCAAACUACUUCUGGCUCUUCAUCGAAGGUCUCUAUCUCUUCACGCUCCUGGUGGAAACCUUCUUUCCAGAGAGACGCUACUUCUACUGGUACACCAUCAUCGGCUGGGGAACGCCCACCAUUUGUGUGACCAUAUGGGCCGUUCUGCGCCUUCAUUUUGAUGAUUCUGGUUGCUGGGACAUGAAUGAUAAUACUGCCCUCUGGUGGGUGAUCAAGGGACCCGUUGUGGCAUCAAUCAUGAUUAAUUUUGUCCUCUUCAUUGGAAUCAUCAUAAUCUUGGUGCAGAAGCUGCAGUCUCCAGACAUUGGCGGGAACGAGUCCAGCAUCUACCUGCGUCUGGCGCGCUCCACCCUGCUCCUCAUCCCUCUGUUCGGAAUCCACUACACUGUUUUUGCCUUCUCCCCAGAGGAUUUCAGCAAGCGGGAGCGACUGGUCUUUGAGCUGGGCCUGGGCUCCUUCCAGGGGUUUGUGGUUGCUGUGCUGUACUGCUUUCUGAAUGGAGAGGUGCAGUCGGAGAUAAAGAGGAAAUGGAGGAGUUGGACGGUGAACAGGUACUUUGCUGUGGACCUGAAGCAGCAGCGUCACCCUUCGCUAGCGAGCAGUGGGGUGAACGGGGGGACGCAGCUGUCCAUCCUCAGCAAGAGCAGCUCACAGAUACGCAUGUCCAGCCCUCUGGCCGAGACGGUCAACCUCAACCUGCCCACCUGAGCGCCUGAUUGGCCCGUCCGUCCAUAAGCCCCGCCCUCCAACUCACCCUCUUCACCUACAGUAGGGCCGACCAGUCACAAUUAGAGAAGAACUUGUAGGCUAAUAAUUAAUGAAAUCUCUGGAUAGUAUUUAAAGAUUCCAAACAAGAUCCAGAACGUGUCACCCAUUAUCGGUUAGAAACAAUUCGUCCAGGGAAAUAUUUAUAGUGCCAAAACUGUUUCGAGCUUAAAAGUUGCAAUUCAGGUUAGGAAGCUUUUUGACCAUAACGCAACUUUUGGAAGGCUUUCUAAUUAAUCUAAUGAGUAAAUAACAAUACAAGCAUAAAAGAAUGUUAUUUUUAAUCAAUAAUAAUGCAGAACAGGGGCUGUAUGAUUCACACCGCAAUGCCAAAAUGAGAUUGCGGCGGAAAUUAGAGUGAAUUUUCAUAUCGCAUUUUGAGCCAUAGAGAAUGUGAACGGUUUGUGGUUAGAAUGUAGUCAGAGAAACAUCAAUCCAUCCAACAGCACAUUGCUUUCUAGUUUAAGUGUAAAUCAGAUAUCAGAGAGAAAGAGAGACGGGUUACAUUUCAGCGUUACGAUAAAAUUUAAUAAUAUAAAGUGCCAAAACAUGAAUAUUUCAGUAUUGUUUUAUCUGCAAGCUACUGUGUUUAUCAGAUCUAUAAAAGAAAAUGUACAGACUUCGUGUUGCUCGUUCAGAUGCUGUGUAUUUGAUUAAAUGUUCUCCACAGAGAGAUUGUAAAACAUAUUUUUUUACAAUCAGCCGUAAGUACAGAGUAUGUCAACAAUAUAAAGACUUAUGAAUGACUCAUGAAUUUAGAUUAUAUGUAAAUGUUGUUAUGGUUUUGUGAUUUAGCUUUUGGCCAGUGUUUUCUUAUUGUCAUGCGAAUGGUUUGUAACUACACAGAGCCAAUAUCAGUAAAUCAAGGAUUGUCAAAAAACAGUUCCGUAAACAAUUACUGGAGCGAGGAGGCUAUUCAACAAUUCCCUCUGAUUUAUUCUGAAGUGCCUGAUGGUCACAAAAAUAGCUUUGAUGGAUCUACUCUAAACAACCAGUGCCAUGCAGUAUUGAUUUAGUUAUUAGUCAUUUAGUAGUGUAGAUUAACAGAUUCAGUGUUCAGGUUUGCUUUGAGAUGCGCAAAUCAAUGCCAUUACAUUACUAUCAGGUGCAUUAUAAAUGCUUUUAGGGCUGACGUGUUCAACUGUGAGAGAAAUGAGACGUUUGAGUGAGAUGUGAAAGUGUUAAAAGGAUAUUUCACCCAAAAAUGUUGAUUGUGUCAUAAUGUACUCACCUUCAUGUCAUACCAAACCUGAUUUUUUAAAUGUUUGUACUCUUAGAAUGAUAAAGAAUGUUGAGCUCCAAAAUGACAUAUGAAUUCAUAUCAUACAAAUGACUUUUAUGAUGCCUUUUGUUGGUGUUGUUCAUAUUUAGAGCUUGACAGCCGGUGAUCACUAUAUGUUGCAUGGUAACAAGUAAAGUAUGCCAGUUUUGAAAUGGCAUGAAGAUGAGUAAAUGAUGACAGGUUUUGAUUAAUUUUUGAGUGAACGCUUUUAAUACUUGAGAGACAGGUAACCCCGACCCUUUACAAGUACAAUAUCUGAUGUCAAUCUGUGAAUCCAACCAAAUUUACUGCAUCACCACUGACUGACAAUCAUAAUUAGUUAUCAUCACUCACAUUUUACAUGUUUGAUCGCGAAAAUAACGUGCACCUAUGUGCAAAGUGGCAAGAGUCUCUGCUAAAAGUGUUGUUUAUUUCCAGUACAGUUUUCUCUGCCGUGAGUGUAAAUUCUCUGUAUACGUUAAAUUUGCACAUGUGCCAGUAAACGAUGGAUGUACCAGCACUCUCUUUAGUCAACACUUGUGGUCAUAAAGUACCAACGAUGUAUGUAAAACUUCUGUGAUUAUAAACGUGCCAAUUUUGAAAUGCAAUAUGCUUUUGUUGCAGCUCAUAGUUGUCGGUGAAUCACAUGGCAGAGUUGAGGUGAUUAUUGAAAUGUACAGUAAAGUGAUGGUCGUGUAGAUCGCACAGAUCUUUUAAAAAAUGUGGGGGAAAUGUAUACGUUUUUCAUUUGGUUGUUAUUUUGAAGUUGAAGUGUGUAAUUUGUGUGCUACUACCAUCAUCAGUUAGGAAAAUGCAAAAAUAAUGACAGAAGGUUUCGAACGCUCCUCAUCUUUCAUUGGCCGGAUUAAACAUAGCCCCGCCCCCUCGCGCAAUUAGUUGAGAUUGCGUUUUUCUUUAAACAAAUAUUUCUGAUGUAAAAAACUGGCUCUGUACUUAAUAUGCAGAGACGAUUAUAAAAUCAUUUGUAGCUGGAUUUUUCUAAAAAAAAAAAAAAAAAAAGUGUGGCUCUUUGGUGAUAAAAGCUUGUUUGGUUUGAGCAUCGUGCAAACUGAAACAUUAGCUCAAAGCAUGGCGUGAGUUUGGGGUGGUACUAUAUGUUUUUUUAUUUUAUUAAUUUUUUUGGCCAAUGGCAAACGAGGAGAGUCAUUAUUUUUGCAAAUCCGCUCGGUGGGGCGGGAAUUAAAUUCUCAUUAUUGUUGACAAAAAAAAAAAAAAUUAAAUUCUCAUUUUUCUUAUCGUCUUUAUUUUUCAACAUGUAAAUAUUAAUGAUUUUGAACAAGCUCUCAGUGAUAGUGAACUUGUCUGUAGAAAUAAAUUGUGAAAUCCUAACGGAGAGCGCCAGAUGUUGCUUGGAUCACGUGACCUUACAGCUUCAUAUGUGUUUGGAUAUACGAGGGGACGAGCUCCCUCUGUGGCUCUUUCUAGAUAUAUCUGCAUGAAAAAAGACAAAAAAGAGACAGUUUUUGCUGCUUUCUAUGUUCUUGACACCAGCCGUCAUUCUGAGUGUGAGCUCAGAAGGUAACGACCAUGUCUCAAAGCUGUUACAGACGUGUUUUCUUGUGCUUGUAACACAUCUGCCUGCCAGUAGGUAACGCUUUUUCUUUGGUUGUAUAUUUGAGGAACGAGGAGAUUUGAUGUGUCUCUCGUGUAGGUCUGACAUGUUUCAUUGUGUCUUUGAGAUGUCUUCAUAUUGUGGACUAACUCAUUUCAAUCUGAAUGUAACACCAGACAACUAUAUCUUACAUUCAGCUGCUCUGUUAAGCUGCCUGCUGUUUCUUCUGCUUUGAUGUAGAGAUGAUGUCCAUGUUUGACCUGUGAACAUUUUGUAUGUGUCUGAAUUCCAUUCUUGACAAACAACUCUUGAAUUUCUGGAAUUUAUGUAAUUUUUUCUAUAUGUGCAUGUUGUCUUUGAGUGAGAGAGAGAGAUAUAGAGAUGUAAUAUUACAUAUUAAAAAUAGCUGAUCUAAUAAAUAUUUAA